UCAUCCGGAGGAGGAGGGUGCCAGAGCUUUGAACCCGGUUCUGUGUCGCCCAUCCUGCGGCACCCCACCACCCAUUCGCAGAAUCGCAGUGCAGACUGCAGACUGCAGAGGCCGUCCGUCGUCGUCUACACGUCCACACUCCACACAACAGCCUCCGGCCAAGAGCGACGAGAAGGGAUACCCAUGGAGAAGGCGCUCACCAAGAUCGGCAGCUUCACCAUCUCCCGGAAGGCCAAGCAGGAGCUCUCCGCCAUUGGCGGCGAUAUCUCCCGUCUCUCGAGCACUGUUGAGGAGAAGGCGAAAUGGGUUUUCGACAAGCUCAAAGGCAAACCAAACAAGUCACUCUCUGAUCUCCUGCGAGAGUACAACCUUCCUCCAGGCCUCUUCCCUCGGAAUAUCAUCUGCUACGAAUAUGAUCAAACAAGCUCGAAGCUUGUUGUGCACCUGUCUAAGCCCUGUGAGGUGAGCUUCAAGGAUUCAUCCGUGAUACGGUACGCGCCUCGUGUCAAGGUGACUCUGUCUCGAGGCAAGCUCUCCGCGAUCGAAGGCAUGAAGACCAAGGUGGUUGUGUGGGUGAAGGUGGCUAGCAUAAGCUUGGAGAGCUUCAGGUCUGACAAGAUCUGCUUCAUAGCCGGCGUGAAGAAGCUGAGGCAGAAGGAUGCUUAUGAGGUCCCCAGGGAAGGCAUCGCAGUUGAGGAGUUCUGAACCUGAAUUGAUCAGUGUUAUCUCAUAGUUUCAUUCUUACCAUUUUUUUUGAGUCCAUGUGGUGUGUGAUUCUCUGGAGGACACAUUGGUGAUUUCUGGUGCUGUGAUUCAGCAGAUUUGUAUAUUGGAAACAUGGAGAAUUUGUUCCUCCUGACAAAAGACACUCUUGCAUGUUCUCUCAUCCGGUCCUUCACAUGGAUGAUGUCCUAGCAAUGUGAACAUUUUAGUAUGUGUUUUCGUUCUGAAUUGCCUAUUUCUAGGGGA
Molecule: messenger RNA, 969 nt
Organism: Oryza sativa Japonica Group (Japanese rice)
Lineage: Eukaryota; Viridiplantae; Streptophyta; Magnoliopsida; Poales; Poaceae
Source: RefSeq, a predicted model, not a curated record